Lolium rigidum is the source of this 2128-nucleotide messenger RNA. Its product is annotated as cationic amino acid transporter 5-like. Gene Ontology annotation, cellular component: plasma membrane. NCBI's taxonomy places the organism in Eukaryota, Viridiplantae, Streptophyta, Magnoliopsida, Poales, Poaceae. Gene Ontology annotation, biological process: amino acid transport; transmembrane transport. The coding region runs from base 118 to 1956 and encodes 612 amino acids. The transcript has a single exon. Gene Ontology annotation, molecular function: L-lysine transmembrane transporter activity; L-glutamate transmembrane transporter activity. The record is from RefSeq and is a predicted model, not a curated record.
UUGAUCGAACACCCACAUAUAUCUCCACGGCUCAAGCUGCAGCUGGAGCUCACCACACUCCCCUCCUCUUUCAAGUCCACACGAAGUCCUGAGCAGUGAACGAGGGAGCUCGGAACCAUGGCGUCCGUGGAAACGCCGCAAGAACAGUACGCGACCAAGCCAGCGGCCGCGGGCAGGAGCUACUGGCGGUGGCACAAGGACGACUUCUUCCCGGAGCCGUCGUUCGCGAGCUGGGGCGCGUACCGCUCCGCGCUGGCCGCGACCCCCUUGAGGCUCCGUGACCGGUUCACCGGCCGCUCCACCGAUGCCAUCGAGCUCGGCGCGCUCCGGCGCCGCAGCGAGAACGAGAUGCGCCGGUGCCUCACGUGGUGGGACCUGACAUGGUUCGGGUUCGGCUCCGUCAUCGGCGCCGGCAUCUUCGUGCUCACCGGGCAGGAGGCGCACGACCACGCCGGGCCCGCCAUCGUGCUCUCCUACGUCGUCUCCGGCCUCUCCGCCAUGCUCUCGGUGUUCUGCUACACCGAGUUCGCCGUGGAGAUCCCCGUGGCAGGGGGCUCCUUCGCGUACCUCCGCGUCGAGCUCGGUGACGUAGCGGCCUUCAUCGCCGCCGCGAACCUCAUCCUCGAGAGCAUCAUCGGCACGGCCGCGGUUGCGCGCUCCUGGACGUCGUACCUCGCGUCGCUCAUCAACAAGCCGUCGAGCGCGCUUCGCAUACACACCUCGCUCACCGAGGGUUACAACGAGCUGGACCCCGUGGCGGUGGUGGUGAUCGCGGUCACCGCGACCAUGGCCAUACUGAGCGCCAAGGGCACAUCCCGCAUCAACUGGGUCGCUUCCGCGGUCCACGUGGUGGUGAUACUGUUCGUGAUCGUGUUCGGCUUCAUCCACGCGAAGCCGAGCAACCUGACCCCGUUCAUGCCGCACGGCGUGCCUGGCGUGUUCCGGGCGGCGGCGAUCGUGUACUUCGCGUACGGCGGGUUCGACAACAUCGCGACCAUGGCGGAGGAGACCAAGAACCCGUCGAGGGACAUCCCGCUGGGGCUCCUGGGAUCCAUGUCGGUGAUCACGGUCAUCUACUGCCUGAUGGCGCUUGUGCUGAGCAUGAUGCAACCGUACACGGCGAUCGACCGGAGCGCGGCCUACUCGGUGGCGUUCAGCAACGUGGGGAUGCACUGGGCGCAGUACGUGGUGGCGCUGGGCGCGCUCAAGGGGAUGACGACUGUGAUGCUGGUGGGGGCGCUGGGGCAGGCGCGGUACACGACGCACAUCGCGCGGAGCCACAUCAUCCCGCCGGUGUUCGCGCUGGUGCACCCGAAGACCGGCACGCCGGUGAACGCCACCAUACUCAUCGCCGCCUGCAGCGCCUGCAUCGCCUUCUUCUCCAGCCUCAACGUGCUCGCCAGCCUGCUCUCCAUCAGCACGCUCUUCAUCUUCAUGAUGAUGGCCACCGCGCUCCUGGUCCGCAGGUACUACGUCAGGGGCGUGACGACGCGGACGCACGCGACGCGGUUCGUGGUGUUCCUGCUCAUCAUCAUCUUGUCGUCGGCGGGCAUCGCGGCGUCCUGGGGCGCGGCGCCGGAGCGGUGGGAGGGGUACGUGGUGCUGGUGCCAGCGUGGUUGCUGGGGACGCUUGGGAUCCAGCUCAUGGUGCCCACAGCGCGCGCGCCCAAGGUGUGGGGCGUGCCGCUCGUGCCGUGGCUGCCCUCGCUCUCCAUCGCCACCAACCUCUUCCUCAUGGGCUCCCUCGGCUCCACGGCCUUCGUCCGCUUCGGCGUCUGUACCGCCAUCAUGCUCAUCUACUACGUUCUCGUCGGCCUGCACGCCACCUACGACGUCGCGCACGAUGAAGACGAGGGGAUAGAGUACAACAACAAAGCUGCUGAUGCUGCCGCUGAGAAGGCGACGGUCAAAACGGCCGAUGUGGAGAAGGCUAGUGCGGGAGAUGGUGAGCGCUAAAGAUGGCCGUACAGCUCUGGCCGGUCUGCCCACGUACUGCGACGGCCAUGCGUGGUACUGGUACCUCCGCGUUGCUAAACACUCUCAAAAAAAACGCAAUUUGUAUCACGAAAUGAAUAAUCUUCCCACAGGAUUCUAAUGUGCACAGUCUCGACUUUGUUUCUUUGUAUAA